AUGAGGGCUCUCAUACAAGCUCAAAUAAAGCAAUUGCUGGACAUUGUAGGUUUAGACGAAGCAAGUUUAAAAAUUUUGAUAUGUACAUUACUUUCAUAUCCUUUUGGGAUAAUAUUUAAAAGAAUACCAGAUCAACAAUAUUUUUUCAAAAACCUUUAUAAUGUAUUAGUUUCGUCGUUUUAUGUAUUUGCUAUUUGUGAUUUAAGAGCAGGGUUGGGAACUUUGCUAAUUUCAUCGUUGGGCUCAUAUUUUAUAACAAGAUAUCUAAGAACUCCAAGUAUGCCUUGGGUAAACUUCUUUUUUUUAAUGGCACACAUGUUCUAUAGUCAUGUUCAUUUACAAUUUUUUGCUGAAUAUGAUCCAAAGGUAAUUGAUAUCACGGGUGCUCAGAUGAUCCUUGUGAUGAAAUUGUCAGCUUUCGGUUGGAGCAUAUAUGACGGAAAACAACCACAAGAUGCACUAAGUGAAUAUAACAAGUCCAGAGCUAUCUACAAACAUCCAAACAUAUUGCCCUUCAUAGGGUAUGUGUUUUUUUAUGCUUCAUUAUUGACUGGUCCAGCUUUCGAUUACGCUGAUUAUGACAAAUUUAUUCAUGCAACUUUAUUUGAUGAUGUACCAGAAGAAAAAAGACCCGGAAGAAUUAGAAAAAGGAAGAUACCAAGAAGUGGGUUUGAAGCUUUCUCGAAAUUAAGUCAGGGCAUCUUUUGGGCCAUUUUAUUGUUUCAAGCACCAAAAUAUGUUGAAACUGAUUACAUGUUCACAUCCGCGUAUAAAAAUAAACAUGGAUUCUUAUGGCGGGUGAUUUAUAUGUAUUUUUUGGGAUUCUCAUACAGGUUGAAAUAUUAUGCAAUUUGGUUAAUUGCAGAAGGUGCAUGUAUAUUAUGUGGAAUAGGAUACAAUGGAAUUGAUCCGAAAACAGAUAAAUUUAAAUGGAACAGAGUUCAAAACAUUGAUCCCAUAGCUUUUGAAUUGGGCCAAAAUGUUCACGAGUGUCUAGAAGCGUGGAACCAAAAUACAAAUAAAUGGUUGAAACAUUAUGUUUAUUUGAGAGUUGCAAAAAAGGGUAAAAAACCUGGGUUUAAAAGCACUGUGUUUACAUUUGCCACUAGUGCAUUUUGGCAUGGAACCAGACCGGGCUAUUAUUUGACAUUUGUGUUGGGUGCAUUAUUGCAAACCGUUGGUAAAAUUUAUAGAAGGAACAUUAGACCUUAUUUUUUAGAAAGCGAUGGUAAAACCCCCAAACCAUCUAAAAGAAUUUAUAACAUAGUAAGCUGGAUCUCCACCCAAGUAGCAUUUGGAUUUUUGGUUCAACCUUUUGUUAUACUAGAUUUCGGGAAAUCUUUGACAUGUUGGAGUACCGUUAAUUAUUGGUUACUUUGGAUAACAGGAUUUACUUUCUUCAUUUAUUCCGGUCCGUUUGCUAAAUAUUUUAAAUUUAAACUGGCAAAACCAGACAGUGAAAAACCACCUUUAAACAGAAUCAAUUCAAAACUAUCUAACGAAGAGAAAGAAGUUGUUACUAAUGCGAUACAAAGCAAGUUGGAGAAGAAUUAUGAUUCUCCAACGCUUGGAGUACCAUCAUUGGAUGUAUUUCAAAAUUUUGAUAAACAUGAAAUCGAUGAAGAUAUUCAUUUAUUAAAUAAAGCUUGGGAGUCAAUAAAAAGACGUCAAUUUAUUGAUGAUGAUGAUUUUGAUGGUUUGAAAAGUGCUUUCACCAAUUUUAGGGAUGAGAUCAAUGAAAUUUUUGAGAGAAGAAAGGAACAAAUCAAAGAAGAAAUUCAAAAUGAAACUCAAAAGCAUAAGUUACACUAA
Lodderomyces pseudojiufengensis is the source of this 1812-nucleotide messenger RNA. RefSeq names its product lysophospholipid acyltransferase (gene LPT1). NCBI's taxonomy places the organism in Eukaryota, Fungi, Ascomycota, Pichiomycetes, Serinales, Debaryomycetaceae. Gene Ontology annotation, cellular component: endoplasmic reticulum; membrane. The record is from RefSeq and is a predicted model, not a curated record. Gene Ontology annotation, biological process: lipid modification; glycerophospholipid biosynthetic process. Bases 1 to 1812 code for a protein of 603 amino acids. Gene Ontology annotation, molecular function: 1-acylglycerol-3-phosphate O-acyltransferase activity; 1-acylglycerophosphocholine O-acyltransferase activity. The transcript has a single exon.